This is a messenger RNA of Leptomonas pyrrhocoris, 2152 nucleotides long. RefSeq lists its product as hypothetical. The record is from RefSeq and is a predicted model, not a curated record. NCBI's taxonomy places the organism in Eukaryota, Euglenozoa, Kinetoplastea, Trypanosomatida, Trypanosomatidae. Bases 332 to 2152 code for a protein of 606 amino acids. The transcript has a single exon.
AGGUGCCAAAUAUAUUUCUUCCAAGCCGAGUGUCGGAUAGGUUUUCUACUUCGUUCUUUUCCACUCCCCGGUGCGUGUGAUUUGGUCAUCUCUGUCGAUGGCUCUUCACGGUGGAGUCGUGCCUCUGUUCUUAUCUUUAUUCGCCUCGCUUUUGGUUCUGCCGCACGCUGCGUUAUCCGCUCACUCGAGGCUUUUUGCGGACCCCCGCUUGCGGGCGAUUUGAUUCUUUGCUUCACGCACCAAACAGUCCAGCACCACCGUUUAGUCCUAACUGCUUUACUUAGACCUGUUAACGCGCACCACCUCCUGCGUAUAUCGAGUACACCUCAAAAUGACAAGUAGAGAAGACCUGCAGGAGGCGUCAGCGUUUGUGAGGCACAGAGAUGACGCUGCAGAAGUGAGCCAUCUGCCCGCCGACACGCGCGAUACGACGCCUGCUGGCACAGCCGCGAACGAGCCGUUCGGGGGCAGCGAGCCGUUCGCGAACGACAACGGCCCCAACGCAAAGAACGACGCGGCGGAAUUGUCGAUCGACGAUGUAGUGAGCAACAUCAUCAUCCACAGCGACAGGCCGAUCGAAAACCUGCCAGUCCUCGAGGCGCCGGAGCUGAAGCUGAUUGGGCGCUGUGUGAGUCUGUGCGCGAAGGUGCGGGUUGGUGAGGCAGAAGAGGUCUUCUACUACACCGGGCUCGUGGCGAGUGUGACCUUCGCCGCCGUGGCCCUUAUGCACGUCAACCGCUACACCCGCUCCGACUUUAAGGAGUACGUGGCCCGCGAGAGGGCAAUCACCAAGGGUGGGAUGCCUGCACUGACGACGACCGGCACGGCGCCGGCGAGAGGCAGCGGUCUGCCCUCCCACGGCUACACCACCAAAGGGGAGGUCGGCGUGGGGCAGGACGGGGAGCUGGUUAGCGGGCAGGAUGCUACGGCACUGCUCAUGAUGGAUGCUGCCGGCAGCCUCGCGCCGGCGGUGCGGCUGUACACCGAGGCGGAGAUCGAAGCCGAGGUGGCUGCCGGCUCGCCCAACCAGCCCAACCCAGCGGACGCGACACCGUCGUCGAUGCGGGCGCUCCGGCACAAGGGCUUCCGCACGUGUGACACGUCGGUGGGCCCAAUUCCUUACAUGACCUUUCCGCGCAAGAGCAUCCACGAUGUCCACUUCGGCCGCGACCCGUGCAGCGGCUUCUACGCCCUCUUUCAGGAUCCCGCCAACGAAAUCGGCGAUAUGCAGUAUCUGCGCACGUUUGUACGCCGCUACCUCGUCCAUACAAGCGAGGGCAACAACCCACGCCAGGUGCCGCUGUACCCCUUCGUCACGGUGCGCUGCGCCUGCCCCAACGUCGAUCGUGACCUCGUCAACCGAGUCGCGCAUGAGGAGCUGCCCGGUCUCAUGAACGCCGACAGGGCCAUCACGAAGGAGAAGCAGCACCAGCGCAGCCGCGCGAUCCGGCGAGAGCAGGCCAUACAGGCCUACCAGGCACCCCCCGGCAUCUUCGCCCACACCGGCGUGCUCUACGUGACGCGUUUGCCACAGCUCACCUUCCUCACCGCCCUUGCAGUCCUUUUCUUCGUAGUUGUCUUCGCCGUUUACCUUGGCGUGAGCAUCGGCGUACUGAACGAUCCUCUUAUCGUGUCCUACGAGCGGCAGCAACUGCGCUUUUUUGUUCCGUCGAUUGUGGUGUGGGCCGUCGCCGGUGUGAGUAUCCUGCUGCACAGCCUCUAUGCCCGUGUGCCGCUGCGCACCUCGCUGGUGGUGAUGUGCAUGCGCUGCAUCUGGACCGUCGGUGCCGUCGCCUGUGCGUUGAUGGUGGUUGGGAUUAUUGCGGAGAGACUCAAAAGUGAGACGCUGUUCAACUUUAUGAAUGCGGCAGACCCGGUCGAGCUGUGCAGCUUCUACAUGCGUUACGAAUGCAGCGGUUUCUGGAACACGUGCCUUGGUAGUGGAGACCCCAUGUGCCGCGUUUCUUGUACACCAGUACCACCACAGUUUUUCGAUGAGGCCUGCUAUCCAGAUCUGUGGAACCGCGUGCAACUUCAGCUGGUCCCCCUCAUCGUGUUCGAUGUGUUUUUGCUCUGUCUCUUUCUCUAUUCCAUCUUCGUGCUAUGGAAGCUGUGGUCCACCGCCAACGAGAUCAGUGCACGAGUGAACUAA